AUGGAGAGGCCACUAUAUCCAUUUAAGAAACAGGCGCUAAACAAAGUCCAGAAGAAGCCAGUCGCCCGCACCUUACGUCAGCUUAUCAAUGCUGAGUGCCAAUACCACUGGCCUCCGGGUUCCGUCCUCUACAACCAAAUUGAAGCGCCGCCCAGCCUUCGCCCUGGCAUAAAGGUAUCCGACAUCAGUGGACUCCCAACAAGUCUGCAGGACCCUGCCACAAACCUGCGCUACGCCAGCGCCGAUGAGUACCGCGUGGUCAAAGACCUCCCACCCGACGCCGUAAAAGGGUACUUAUUACUCCGGAACGCGCACUCAGAUACGAUUAUUUGA
This is a messenger RNA of Echinococcus granulosus, 333 nucleotides long. RefSeq names its product INO80 complex subunit C. Gene Ontology annotation, cellular component: Ino80 complex. Gene Ontology annotation, biological process: chromatin remodeling. NCBI's taxonomy places the organism in Eukaryota, Metazoa, Platyhelminthes, Cestoda, Cyclophyllidea, Taeniidae. The record is from RefSeq and is a predicted model, not a curated record. The transcript has a single exon. The coding region runs from base 1 to 333 and encodes 110 amino acids.